Molecule: messenger RNA, 1984 nt
Organism: Megalops cyprinoides (Indo-Pacific tarpon)
Lineage: Eukaryota; Metazoa; Chordata; Actinopteri; Elopiformes; Megalopidae
Gene: dmrt2a
Product: doublesex and mab-3 related transcription factor 2a
Exons: 4
Coding region: 306-1835 (509 amino acids)
Biological process (GO): regulation of transcription by RNA polymerase II; sex differentiation
Cellular component (GO): nucleus
Molecular function (GO): RNA polymerase II cis-regulatory region sequence-specific DNA binding; DNA-binding transcription factor activity, RNA polymerase II-specific
Source: RefSeq, a predicted model, not a curated record
UCGAGUGACAUCAGAAACAUACAUUAAUGACAGAUGUGUGUUUUAUGCGUUCGCACCACGUUCAAUGACUAUAAUUGAGCAAGUCCAAACAGAAGUAAUAAAGAGAGCCAGUCUUCAAAAGUUCUUGUCAAUACCGAAGAUCCUGUUCUUCCUGAAGCACAGCGACGCUGAGAGUAAUCAGAACCAACUGGAUUUCUUUACGCUUUUUCAUCAGAAGCACACCUAUAGGCGAUAACUGUUGACAUCGAAUCUGUCUUCUUGACUACAAGCCCCGAGCACUGACUUUUAAGAAGAUCUCCGGAAUCAUGACGGAUCUUGUCGUUCAUGAGCUUGAAAUAGACGUGGAAAGCCUUGAAACAGAGAGUGACGACCAGGCAGACUUCAGCACCCAUUCAUCCGGCGGAGCGGACGACGAUUCGGGAAGCAAAGAAGACGACAAAACAGGCCAGAUAAACCUUGGAUCGGGAGACCAGAGAAAACUGAGCCGGACCCCGAAAUGCGCCCGCUGCAGAAACCAUGGAGUGGUCUCCUGUCUCAAGGGACACAAGCGGUUCUGCAGGUGGCGGGAUUGUCAGUGUGCUAAUUGUCUGCUGGUGGUGGAGAGACAGCGCGUGAUGGCAGCGCAGGUGGCACUCAGGAGGCAGCAAGCUACGGAGGAUAAGAAAGGCAUUUCAGGGAAGCAGGUUCCAGCUGAACGGAGAACAAUCUAUCAAAGACAUCUUCGACCUUCCACCAUGCUGGCAAAAAGUAUUCUAGAAGGAUACCGUCCAGUUCAAUCAGACCCGUUUAUGGGAGGAAGCCCUUCUCUGCCUCCACCUCUGAGCGACAGGAUGAGGAAACGGAGGGCUUUCGCUGACAAGGAGCUGGAGACUAUCAUGCUGGAGAGGGAGUACAAAGAGAGGGAGAUGCUGGAGUCCAAUCAGGCGACCACCGCCUCCCUCUUCCUCCCCAACAGCAUGGUGCACCACGCCGCCGAGUACAACUCCUACAAGACGGCCUACUCCUCCACGCAGGUGGAGGCCCCGCCUAAAGACCUGUGUAACUUCCUCCCCGGCUGCUUGGACCUAUCCAUGCAGUACGCUGGCUCCAGCAACGUGGAGCUCAUCUCGUCCAACGUCAGCGUGGCGACCACCUACCGCCAGUACCCCCUCCCGCCCCGCUUCAUGAUGUGGCCGCGGGGCAGCAACAUCGGAGACGCCCUGCUCUACCAGCAGUGCCUCCUCAACGCCACCGCGGUCCAGAACAUGAAGCCCGGUGCGGUGUGGGACCCCAAAAUGAUGCCGGCCUCUGAGAGCCACUCGCCCAACCAGGACGUGGUGGCGGCGGCGGCGAAACUGGAGGGCUCAAGGGCGGCCCCCGAACCGUGCGACCUCCAGCAGGCCCAGAUGGAACCCCAAGGGGGACUCUCCCAGGUUCCCCGGGAGCGGUCGGCCUUCUCCCCGCCUAAGAGGGGGUUCGGGCAGGCCUUCCCGAACACGCCGCCCCUGCCCGCCGCCCAGGAGCACGUCCUGAACCGGCUGAGCAAAGAAAGCGCCAAGCACGCCCUUUCCAUGAAGCUGAAUUCCUUCCACUCCCUGAUCCAGCAGACCCUCAGCGAGAAGCCAGGCCCUGACCUCAAGGGCCCCAACUGCAAGGAGAUCCUGGAGGAGGCCGCGAGAAAAUACAGAGAGGGCACUGCGAAGGAGGUCCACGGCUUCAAAAGCAUGGACAGAUACGCCAAAGAUUUCGCAUCCAAGCAAACGGGAACAAAGGUGCCAUCUAGUGAGUCACUGUCAUUUUCUGUUGAGUCCAUACUGAAGAGGCCUUCCCCUGCUAUGACCCGCGCAUCCCAGUAACCAUCAGAACUGUCCCAUUGUUUAGCUUCUCUGUGCCUUCCUUCUGUUUUACUGUAAGCAGAUUCACAUAUGCUACAUGAUUGAAACAUGGUUUUGAAAAUUACCGUAGAAAUAUGAGUUUAAAAUGGCUGUUUGAGCUCUUCAGUUGA